GUUGCCGGCGGUUGGAAACGGUACAGUCAACCGCGAAGCUCAUUCCAGUGAUCAACACAGACCUCUCACCCUUUUUGCAAAAACAAUCCAUUUUUAAAAACAAUCAAUCAAAAUGUUCCGAUUGGUGGUGUUGUCCGCUCUUCUUGCCGUUGCCGCUGCCGCUCCCGGUGCCCACCAUCUGGUGCACUCGGCCCCGCUCGCCUACUCGACCGUGGUAGCUGCCGCGCCCGCCCUCGUCGCCCAGAAGGAGAUCUCGUACCAGAAGAGCAUCGUGGAGGAGCCGGCCGUGGCGCACGUUGGCACCGUGGUCAAGACCGUCCCGACCGGAGUGACGCACACUAGCUCGGCCGUCGUGCACGACACCAAGGUGCGCGAGGAUGUGUACGCUCCGGCCGUGAAGAAGACCGUCGUGUCGACGCCGGUCGAGAAGACGACCUACGUCCAGGCUGCCGCCCCGGUUGUUCACGCCGCUCCGGCUGUGUACGCUGCCCCGGUCCAGACCGUCUACGCUGCUGCCCCAGUUGCCAAGACCUACGCUUAUGCUGCUCCGGUGGAGAAGACCUACACGUAUGCUGCUGCCCCGGCUGCCAUCUCGUACGAGGCUGCUCCCGUUGCGUACGCCGCUCCCCUGAAGACGGCCUACGUCAGCAGCUACCCGUCGGUGUACGCCGCCCCGGCCGUCUAUGCUAACCAGUGGCACUAAAUGGUUCCCCCCCCACCCCGCCUGACUGUCCAUACCUUUUUCCCGGAACCCUGGAGCCGUUGCGGUGACGGGUUGCUUCUCUUUUGUUUGCCUUUGAUUGUUACGGUGAAAGAUGAGAGAAGUGGCCACGAGUGAGAAGAAUAAACGAUUGAGAUUCGAAUGUUUUAAA
Molecule: messenger RNA, 872 nt
Organism: Anopheles gambiae (African malaria mosquito)
Lineage: Eukaryota; Metazoa; Arthropoda; Insecta; Diptera; Culicidae
Product: cuticle protein 38
Exons: 2
Coding region: 113-703 (196 amino acids)
Source: RefSeq, a predicted model, not a curated record